GAACGCAAGACCCUCGUUUUUUAAGUUUCUUCAUCGACCUUAAGCUGCGAAUUUUCAACAGUCUUGUUAUUACCUCAUUUCUCUCUUCCUCUCCCUAUUCCUUCAUUUCAAAGCUUUCUGAUUCUUACGCCUCUCUCUAUUACCCAGAUCUACAUUCACUUUCUAUCUCUCACCACUCUCUUUCUAUCUUUGAAUUGAAUCGCUUUUUAUCACUUGGAAAUUGUUUUUUAGGUUUAAGGGUCGGGAUCUGGGACUAAAAUUUUGAGAAAUCUUGGUUCUCAUGCAAACCCUGAUUCCAUGUGUUGAAUUUCAUGAAAACCCAAAUCGGGAGAGUAGAUAGAGAGCAAUAGAGCAUGGGUGGUGUGCCUUCGACUCCUUCUAAGAGCUCUCGACCUCGUGAUCAGGCUGAAUAUCUUCUUGCUACAUUUGUAGGGGAGAAAUCGUUCCCGAUUUCCUCUGAUUUUUGGCAGAAGCUUCUUGCAUCUCCUCUCACUCUUCAAUGGCCUCAAGACAAGGUCUCAGAGGCUUGUGAGAGUCUUGCCCAAAACAACUAUUACACAAGGCAUCUUGCCAAGAUCUUAAUUCAUCUGGUAUGGUGUUUGCAAGAGUUAGCUUCUGCAGCGGCUGUUCCAUCAAUUUUGUACGCAAAGGCUGUAAAUGCCGCACACUUAUCCUCCAUUUUCUUGAAAUACCUAAUUGAGAAUGCAAAAAGUGACAAUUUUGAUGAACUACAUCUCUGCCUUGAUGAAAGUGAAGCAGCUCCAUCUGAAAUCCCAAAGGGUCAAAAUUUAGUAAAUUUGCUCACACGGAAUUUAUUUUCUUUUAUUGGCACAGCAGAUAUCAGUCCUCGAAUGUACCUCCUCCAUCAUGAAGUACUGAAUUUGGUGCUGGUGGCAAUGUCCACUCAGCUUCGUGCUGGGCCAUCUCGAGGGCCAAAGGAUGUUCAUCCAUUUAUCGAUGCAGCAAUGGCUCAGGAGAGUGCCUUGGUUGGUUCUGUUGUUCGUAGACUACUGCUCACAUAUAUUACUCACCCGCGCAUUCCUUUGAAUUCAGCAUCCUACAAUUCAUUUCUCGAAGGGAGUCAAACUGGCGUCUUACAAAAAGUUGGCUCAGCAGCUGCAACUUUUGUACUACUGCCAUACUAUACAUUCAAUUAUAUUGUCAAUUCAAGUAGUGAUGGAUCACGAAGUCCAUUGGCAGAUAUCAGCCUACUUGUUUUACUUGUUCUCGUUCACUACCAAAAGCGAAUAAUAGUGGAUGAUAAUUUUAUGGACAAAAGUGAAGAUGGUGUGGAGAUGAAUGGUUUUCUUAAAGAAAGUUCCUACUUUCAGGACAACCCUUACUGUAGUGCUCUGGAAAAUGCAAGGGAUAUUGAAUUUGAUCGUGUAGAUGUAGAGGGGAAUGCACACAGUGGACCACUUGUGAGAUUGCCUUUUGCUUCUUUAUUCGACACUCUUGGAGCGUGCUUAUUUGAUGAGACAUCAGUCUUACUUCUCUAUUCAUUAGUCCAUGGAAAUUCUGACUUUCUGGAGUAUGUUCUAGUGAGAACGGAUUUGGAUACAUUGUUGAUGCCUGUGCUCGAAAUGCUUUACAAUGCUUCAAGGAGGACCUCUAAUCAAAUUUAUAUGUUGCUGAUUAUACUUCUUAUACUAAGUCAGGAUUCAUCUUUCAAUGCUAGUAUUCAUAAGCUGAUACUACCAAGUGUUCCAUGGUACCAAGAACGUCUUUUACAUCAUACAUCCCUUGGUUCUCUGAUGGUCGUAAUACUUAUAAGGACGGUCAAGUACAACAUGUCGAAGCUUAGGGAUGUUUACCUACAUACAAACUGUCUUGCAACUCUGGCAAACAUGGCACCUCAUGUUCAUAGACUAAGUGCCUAUGCUUCGCAGAGGCUGGUUAGCCUUUUUGAUAUGCUCGCACGCAAGUAUACCAAAUUAGCGGAGUUAAGAAAUGAUAAGAUCCAAAACUUUAAGGCCAAUUUGGCUGAAGGGAACACUAUCGGGGAUGAUAUGCCAACUGAGUUACACAUUUAUACUGAUUUCCUACGGAUUGUACUGGAGAUUCUGAAUGCAAUCAUGACAUAUGCUUUGCCUCGAAAUCCUGAGGUUGUAUAUGCAAUAAUGCAUCGCCAAGAAGUUUUUGAGCCUUUUAAGCAACACCCACGCUUUUACGAGCUAUUGGAUAACAUUUACUCUGUACUAGAUUUCUUCAACAGCCGCAUGGAUGCACAAAAUAUGGAUGGUGAAUGGUCAGUGGAGAAAGUCCUUCAAGUCAUUAUUAUUAAUUGCCGAUCAUGGCGUGGUGAUGGAAUGAAGAUGUUCACCCAGUUAAAAUUCACUUAUGAGCAAGAGCAUCAUCCAGAAGAGUUUUUCAUCCCAUAUGUUUGGCAGCUAGUCCUUUCAAAAAGUGGCAUGACAUUCAAUCCAGGCUCCAUACACUUGUUCCCUGCUGACCAGACCACAGAUGCGUCUCCAGCUGAUGCAAAAGUUGAGACGACCAACGAAUCAGGUGACUUGAACGUGUAAAGCUAUGUGCUUGAUGUCCCUCACAACUUGCUCCACUCAAUCUGCAUGUCUUCAUUGGCUCUAUUGUUGGAAGAGUGGAGUACUUUGUACAUAUUUAUACAUAACCCCGGCCCUUGUGGAAAGCAUUCGUGCCAUUCUUUGUGUUGAUAUGAAGUGGUCAUAUCUUGUGCAUCUUCUGAGGGUUUAUUCCUUCUUGCAUUUUCUUAACAGGCAUUUUCUUAACAGAUGAACAGAUCAAUACAAUAAAAGAAAAGAUCAUCAUUCAAUUUCAA
Molecule: messenger RNA, 2797 nt
Organism: Amborella trichopoda
Lineage: Eukaryota; Viridiplantae; Streptophyta; Magnoliopsida; Amborellales; Amborellaceae
Product: dyggve-melchior-clausen syndrome protein
Biological process (GO): Golgi organization
Cellular component (GO): Golgi apparatus
Source: RefSeq, a predicted model, not a curated record